UAAUAGAACACGGCACGACGCUACGGAAUCGGCCGAUACUGCCGAGCUAGUUCGCUGAAGUUCUUGCAUGACCACCGCCCGCUGAGCCCGUGGGACCGCCCGACACCACCGCCAUGCCGUCCGUCCGCAAGGCUCGCGGCGGGGCCCGCAGUGGGGCCCACGGCCCGACUCUGGCCGCCGGCGGACCCGUCUCGGCCACCGCAGCGAUGCGACCCCGCAGCCGAGGUGGCGCUCCGGCGGCCCAGCUGCUGGAGUUCCCGUGCACGCCGACGCCCGUGCCGCAGCGGGUGGCGCACCAGCAGCGGCGCAGCCAGGCCGGCUACAGGCCGCGCAUCGUGGAGCUGGACCCCAGCACCGACCGCACCAUACACCCCACACCGGCGAUGCAGCCGUUUGACCGGCGCUCCAGCGUGCAGAGCCGGAUAUCGAUGACGUCAUCGGUGAUGAGCUUCUCGCCCGGUCACGUGGUGACGAGCACGCGCCUCGAGACGCCAGGGCCAGCGGCGCGCGACCGACACGGCAGCGGUCCGUUCGCCCGGCCCCGGACGCCGAAGACACGCUCGAUGGGACACGCCGCCAGCCCGGCCCCGCCGGCGACGGCGCGGCAGCAGCCGGCCGACGACGCUGCGCCGGCCUCGCCGGCCGCCGGCGCCUGGAUAACCCCCGUGUCGCGGCGGCUGACCAGCUCGGCCUCCUCCGGCGGCGUCCGCUCGCCGUCCGCCUCGCCUGAGACGCCUCUGGUUCGCAAGACGAAGCAGCCAACGUCUGCAAAAAGCCGUGGCCGCCCGCCGCCUGCCGCCUCGGUCGCCCAGCAUGGGACGUCCCAAAGCCAGAGUCGUGCGUCGGGCGGCGCCGCGGGCGCUCCAGCGCGCGGCACGUCGCGAAGCCGCAGCCGCGCGUCCUCUUCAGCUGGCCAGGACGGGAGCCGCUCCUCCCCAGCGUCGGCGAUCCAAAGCCAGAGCGCCGCGUCAGGCACUCGGCUUGGGAAGGGGACUCGCGGCUCGCCGCCCGCCCGCGCUGUCCCGAAGUCGGCGGCGUCGCUGAAGAGGAGCCAGCGGCGUUCGGCAGGCCGUCCAGCUUCGUCGAGCCCGAUCCGGAGGUCGGUGGCGACGGGUCGUUCCCGCAGUCCCCUCAAGCACCGCUCCGCCUCGACCAGGGGUACGCAAGGGCUCGCGGAAGACGGUGCUGAAGAGCAUGCUGACAGUGAUGCUGAAGAACAGGAGGUGGAUGUCACAGGGUGGUUUGACGGGAACGUUGACGAGAAUGCAAAUGCUCCCAAGGCUGGCCACGCCUCCGCUGAUCGCGCGCUGACUGUCAUUGGCACCGAUGAUGACGACGAAGAUGACCCCGUGGAGGACGAAGAAGCCGCCGCCGCCGCUGAGGGCAACAACGACGACGGUGCGGGCGGCGACGUCGCCGACCAAGACGCCGCCGCCGAUGACGAUGAAGACGAUGGCGCGGACGACGUGGACGUAGACGACAACGAUAAGCCGGUCAGCUCUGAGCACUUCAGUCGCCGUGUUUCGCGGCCCGGUUCGUGGGCCUCCUCUGGCCCGAGGGUGAACAGGGUCGGAGCGAGCCGAUCCGCCACUCGGGUUUCUCCGGCAUCGAGAGACGGGUCUUUCCGCGCGUCGGACCGGCACGCAUCCAGGGGUGGCCGACCUUCGGCUGCGUCUGGCGGUGGAGCGUCCAGGGGUGGACGACCCGUCACCUCGCCCAGCCAGCGGGCGUCCAGGGUUGGACGGCCCUCCACCUCGUCCAGCCAGCGGGCGUCCAGGGGUGGCCGACCUUCGGCUGCGUCUGGCGGUCAAGCGUCCAGGGGUGAACAGCCCUCCACCUCGCCCAGCCAGCGGGUGUCCAGGGGUGGACGACCAUCCACCUCGUCCAGCCAGCGGGUGUCCAGGGGUGGCCGGCCAUCUUCCGGUCGUGCCGCAGCCAGACUCACGGUGUCUGGCGCGUCUCAACCAAGCCCCGGCAGCGCGCGACGGACCAGCAAGCGAGCGCCUGGAUCCGCCUCUGCCGGCCGCGUCAGUGACUGA
This is a messenger RNA of Pollicipes pollicipes, 2039 nucleotides long. RefSeq names its product mucin-19. The record is from RefSeq and is a predicted model, not a curated record. The coding region runs from base 114 to 2039 and encodes 641 amino acids. Lineage: Eukaryota; Metazoa; Arthropoda; Thecostraca; Pollicipedomorpha; Pollicipedidae. The transcript is spliced from 9 exons.